Messenger RNA from Labeo rohita (rohu), 3197 nucleotides. RefSeq names its product protein phosphatase Slingshot homolog 3. Gene Ontology annotation, biological process: protein dephosphorylation; negative regulation of actin filament polymerization; actin cytoskeleton organization. Gene Ontology annotation, molecular function: protein tyrosine/serine/threonine phosphatase activity; actin binding. Bases 329 to 2152 code for a protein of 607 amino acids. The transcript is spliced from 17 exons. The record is from RefSeq and is a predicted model, not a curated record. Lineage: Eukaryota; Metazoa; Chordata; Actinopteri; Cypriniformes; Cyprinidae. Gene Ontology annotation, cellular component: cytoplasm.
AUAAGUCUUCCUGGUUUCAUGAUAUAGUAGUCUGCCUUCCCCUUUAAAUGUAUUUUGGACCAGUGCAAAAGUUGUGGUCAUAGGAUCAAAAUAACUAACGCGAUUUUUCGAGGAAGACUCAGUUAGGAGGGAAUCCUUUUAAUUUCACAGCGUUUCAGCGCAUCAGGAACUGGAAAUGACAAGCCUCGACUCUGUUGUUGGUUAAAACACAGCUGUGUUGGAGCUACAUAAGCGUAAAACAUCACCCUACAGAUAUAUUAGCAGGAUAUAAGCUGUUGAGCUGCUCUGACUCGUCUGCCGGUGUGAAAGCAGGAUAACCGGCUGUGGAAUGGCUUUGCUGACCUUGCACAGAACGCCAUCUAUUUCCACGACACCGGAUGAGCCUAUUCCAAGAAGAGGACGACUUCAGAAAAGAGAAAGUUUCGCCCUGGUUAAGGGGGCAGUGCUCCUGGUGGAAGAGGAAGAGAGGGUGGGAUUACAUGAAGAAACCAUACCCUCUCUGCCAGGUCCUAGGCAAGGAGGCCGACCCUCUGACACUCAGCGCAGACAUUUGCAUGCAAUGAUUUCUUUACUGCGACCGGAGGACACCGUCAAACUGGCUGUGCGUUUGGAGUCUGUGAGCCCAGUCAGAGUCAGAUAUUUGCUUAUAGUCAGCACGCUUAACGAAAAACAUGAGAGUCUGCUACUUGGCAUGGACUUCCCAGGCUCAAACAGUGAUGAGUGUACUAUUGGACUAGUCUUGCCGGUAUGGAGUGACACACAGGUUUACCUAGAUGGAGAUGGAGGUUUCAGUGUGACAUCUGCAGAAGUGACACGAAUCUUUAAGCCUGUGUCCAUUCAGACGAUGUGGUCAGUGCUGCAGGCGCUGCAUGGCUGCUGUGAACGGGCUGUACGUGGGGCUGUCAUACCUGGUUGUGGGCUGGAGUGGGCACAACAUUACAGAGAGAAUGUGGAAUCUGACCAGCACUGCCUUAAUGAAUGGGCGGCCAUGACUGGUCUGGAGUCAGUCAGAAAAUACACCGCAGGACGUUCAUCCUCGAAUCGGGAGUCAGUGGAGAGGGAGAUCAAAGCCCAGCUACGAGACAUCAUGACGACUGAGGACUUGGAAAACAUUACCUCAAAACAGGUGCGAACAUCCCUGGAGACCAGAAUAGGCAUAGACAUGAAGGACUACAAGGAGUAUAUUGACAAUGAGAUGAUGGUCACAAUGGCACAGAUGGACAAACCUUCCAGAAUCUUGGACUACCUUUUCUUGGGUUCCGAAUGGAAUGCUGCCAACUUUGAAGAACUACAGAAGAACAAUGUGGGCUACAUCCUGAAUGUUACGAUGGAGAUUGACAACUUUUUCCCAGAAUCCUUCACCUACAUGAAUAUUAGAGUGUACGACGUGGAGGCGACCGACCUACUCUCACACUGGAACAACACGUACAUGUUCAUCAGUGAAGCAAGGAAGAGUGGACAGGCCAUACUGGUGCAUUGUAAGAUGGGCGUCUCUCGCUCUGCCUCCACAGUAAUUGCUUACCUGAUGAAGCAGCAGGGCUGGACGUUAGACCAUGCCCUCAACCACGUGAGAGAAAGACGGCCUAUAGUGCAGCCCAAUGAAGGUUUCCUCAAACAACUGCAUACGUACAGCGGCAUUCUCAGUGCCAGUAAACAGCGCCACAGUGCCCUCUGGAGGAGGAAGUCCAAGCCAGAAGUCCGUCAGCCAUCUGUCCACAACGAAUCAGCUACAGGGAGUGAACAAGAACAGAAAGAAGAAGAGGAAGACUCAGAGAGCCCAGGAGAGGGAAGCAGUAAUGAGGAUGAGGAAACCGAUGUUUUUGAUGAACGGUUGGAUGAGAGCUUUCCCGACACAUCUGGGGCAGAUAUAGCCACAUCCAACCCACUUAUUACUGUACAAGAAAGUGAUAAGGUGUCAUCUAGCCCCAGCAGAAGUGGCAGGAUGGAUUUGUUUUCUCUUAUGCAGUCUAUUCAGCUUGACGACGAGGACAGAGGGAUGGAUAAAGAGAUCAGUCAGAGACUUUCUCCUGCGCAACGGAGGCGGAGUCACGGAAGAAGAGGCUUGACUCAUCAGAGAGCGCAUGUUGAUGUUUCUCCUGAACCAAGCAGCAGACAGUCACAGAACCCAAACCAGGAUGGAGCUGGUCUCUGAAGCACUUUAAAAAAACGGGCCGUGUUAAGAAAUGCGUGAAAAGGUGAGGAGCAAGAACACAGGUAGUGAUGAUAAUAUAAAGGACACUCUUGCACAAGUCUUAUCCUUCUGAUUGUAUCAUUCCAAGUUCAUUGCAGAAUGAGGGAAUUUAUUCAUAUAGAUGCUGUAUCAAUACUCAUUUAGGUGAUUUCAUUAUAUUAAAUAUUUAGCACAAGGUUACCUAUAAAUGGAGAUUUUACUAAUUUUCCCCUCACCUAUCCAUCUAGCCCAAAACUCAAAAACUGUGAUAAGUUUCAGGUGGAUUGUUUAAUAAAAAAUUAAAAUGGCUGGUUUCUUUCAGCCACCCCUUGUCAAGUACUGAUAAAGAAACCGUUUUCCUGAGAGCAUUAUCAUUCAAAAUGUCACGUUGUGCCUUUUGAAAUCUCUGUAUGCUUUGCACCGUCAUACUGAGCCAUAAAAUUACAUUCACAGAUUUUAAUAUGGUAUUAUAGUGCGAGUGGAGUAUUCCUCUAUCUCUCAUGUCAUUAUACAUAAACAUGAUGAUUCCUCUCUAUAGCAUUGUUUCAUGUCGUUCCUAAUAAAUAAGAGUGUGAUUCACUCAUUUUAGGAGUCCUAUGCAAUAAUCUACUUUAUAGCUGUUUUCUCUCCAUGAAUGUGAAGCUUUAUGCUGCCUCAGUGAAGAUCAGUAGGUGAAAAAGUGUAGAGAAAGCAAUCAAGGAUUUCAACUUUUUAUUAUUUCAUGUAUACUAACAUUAAAAACUUUGGGGUCAGUAAGAAAUGAGUGCUUUUUAUUCAGCAGGGAUGCAUUAAAGUGAUCAAAAGUGGCAUUUAUAACAUUAAGAAUAUCUAUAGUUUAAAUAAGUGCUGUUUUUAAACUUUCUAUUAUGAAAAAUGUUUUACAGUUACCGUAAACACAACUGUUUGAGUUAUUUUUGAGCACCAAAUCAGAAUGUGACACUAGGAUUAAUAGCUGCUGAAAAUUCAGCUUUGAUUCUAGCAAAAAUAUGUUUUUAAGCAAAUAAAUGCAGCCUUGCUGACCAUUCAA